AUGGAACAACCGGGAAAAAUACUUUCUGAAGGACGAGGGAGAGUUCGGGAUCUCGCUCAAACUCUCAGUAACAGUUCCGUAUACCGAUGUGAAGCAAUUACCGAAACACUCCAAAACAGUCUACUAAUCUGUCAUCUCUCUGAAAAACUGUCCAUAACACGGCCCGAGACCAUAUCAAGUGGGUCACCACGCAAAAGUUUCACUAGUCUGCGUCAGCAACAGACAACUCGGGACUGGAGAUCAGCGGGACAUACUAGGAAAGGAUCUGUUGCAAAUUUAUUCACGACAACGAUGGAUGAUCUGACGUUUAUCUGUUGUAUUCGGCACAGCAACCUACUCCAUGUUUUCGAAACACAAGGAUAAUAUACGCAAAAAAAGGAUAAACAAUGAUCGUAACAAUGAUGCAAGUAGUAUUCUAGAAGAAAUUUUGAAAAACAAUCUCUUCAACAGUAGACUGCAUGGAGUUGGAAUUCGUUUAGAACUUGUGACGGCUUCCACCAAAUGUCAUGCGAAUAUAAAUACCAAGUGCAAACUUUUAGUGAUUUGAAUAUAAUCUCCAUCAUAACUAAAAGAGCAAAACAAACACUUCUAACGGAUGGUCUUGCAUAAAUAUCUAAGUUUGAAAAUAUGCAGUAUAAUACAAUCAUGAUAUUAUACAUGAACUCAAGAAACUACAACAGGUUCAGGGACAGUAAGCAAAAUGGAAAAAAAAAUUUUUCCACCUGAAUGAUGAAGAACGCGGCCCAACCAAAACAGAUCCAGUCAAUUCAAAAGAGAUGGUGAGCUAUAUUAUAUAUUCUAAGACAAAACUUUUGCA
Molecule: messenger RNA, 817 nt
Organism: Loa loa (African eye worm)
Lineage: Eukaryota; Metazoa; Nematoda; Chromadorea; Rhabditida; Onchocercidae
Exons: 1
Coding region: 1-363 (120 amino acids)
Source: RefSeq, a predicted model, not a curated record